GCUUCUUGUAGUGCAGAUCUUACCAUUCGACUAUGGGACUUUCAAACAUACGAUUGUACGAAAACAUUGAGAGGCCACGAACACAACAUCUCGUCAGUCUGUUUUGUUCCUCGGUGACUUCUUGGUGUCUGCAUCGCGUGACAAAUCAAUCAAGAUGUGGGAAGUCUCCACAGGGUAUUGUGUACAGAAUUUCAUGGGUCAUCGAGAGUGGGUACGGUGUGUAAGAGUUAGUCCUGACGGUACGCUACUUGCAAGUGGCUCCAACGAUCAGACUGUACGCGUAUGGUCAAUAGCUAGCAAAGAGUGUAAGUCUGAACUGCGUGACCAUGAUCAUGUGGUCGAAUGUGUGGCAUGGGCACCACAGGUAGCACAUGCAGCCAUCAACGAUGCUCUCAGCGGAGAUGGCAAGAAGGAUGCGAAAAGCAUUGGUCCCUUCCUCGUUUCCGGCUCAAGAGAUCGUGUAAUAAACAUCUGGGAUGUGACGGCUGGUGUGUGCCUGAUAAAACUGCCUGGACAUGAGAACUGGGUGCGUGAUGUACUAUUCCAUCCCGGCGGCAAGUAUCUGGUGAGCUGUAGCGAUGACAAGACACUCAAGGUCUGGGACAUCAAGAAUCAGAGAUGUUCAAAGACGUUAGAAGCGCAUUCUCAUUUCGUCACGACCCUUGAUUUCCAUCGAACUGGUCCGUGGGUGGCGACAGGCAGCGUUGAUCUCAAAGUGAAUGUUUGGGAAUGCCGCUAGGCAAGCGCUCGCUCUGGCAAGAAGGAUGGUCGUGUGUUGGGGUACUAGUUUGUGCAGCGCUUCUGUUUGUGUGGCUGUCACUUUGUGCUACCACCAACGCCAACGCGGCCACCACCUGCAGCCAGGCUCAUGUUGCUACUGCUAUUGCUACUGCUGAUGUUGCUGUUGUUAUUGUUGUAGUUGUUGCCAUGUGUUGGUCCCUAUCCGUGACGUUUGUGAUGUCGUUGUUGUUAGGUCUUCGUCGUGUUGUGCAUUCCCAAGUUGCUCUUGAGUUGUGGUGGUGGUGCUGGUGUUUGUGCUUGUGCUGGUGGUGGCAGUUUUGGCAUUGGCAAUCAUACAGUGGCGCCUCCUGUAGUGUCCUACUGGCAUUACGGCGCGCUGUCGGCGUGGGAGGAAUGUGCCAGCGGUCUUGCCUGUGUCGCUUUCAGCAUCGGACGUGAUGACGGCAAUAGCGGUUGAUGCCUGCAUCUCUUUAUCUCUUCUCUUACACGACGACUCGUUCGUUCAUCUCAUUGUGCCAGCAUUGCGUUGUCGUCAGCUCCACUGGUAGUUGUGACUGGCUCCCCCGCCGCCAAUGCUGCUGCUGCUGCUGAUAUUAGUCAUCGCAGUGGUGUACACAUGGUAGCACCAUUCACAUGCUCGUCUUCCUCCUGUCGUUUGCUGUUGUCGUCGUCUAUGGUCACGCUGAUUGCCUUGGUCAGUCUCACCAGCCGCCACCGCCGCGCCACCAUCUUCUCCCGCCAUUGUAAUAUUCUCACUCCUUGCUGCACAUAACUAGAAUCUGGCUCGGUGCCGAGAGAUCCCGGAGGAGGAGGGUGUGACGAAGACGAUAACACCAGUGGCUCCACGUUCCACUGGCAUGUUCCGCAUCGCCGGACUCUCCCGCUUUCCUCUCAUUGUAUCAUACCUUUAUUUUCAGUUUUUUUUUUGGUUCUCUUCCCAUUUUGGAUAUCAGUGUCUUAUGGGUUGUGUUGUGCAUCGUCCAUAUUGGUUGCUAUGGAUAUGUGUUGCCCCCCCCCCCCCCCCCCUUCGUCCCUCUGUAAUGCUUGUGGACAUGUUGUUCUCUUUGCCUGCACUGUCUCUCUUUCUCUCUCUCCCGCGCUUUAUUUUCAGUGCUACGCCAUAAUAGGAGGGCGACGCCGUUGCCGUCAACGCCUGUGAUUGUGCUCUCGUUGCCGUGGUAAUCUUGAUGAUUUUUAUCGCACCACCGUCUUCUCCGCUUAGUGCCGCCGAAUAUUUUCCAGUUUUGUUCCCGAUUUUUUUGGCUUUCUCUUUUUAUUGCAACUGCAUGUAUAUGCGCGUGUGCGCGGGCACGUGCACGAGAAUCACUGAUGUGUAACCAUGGACAUGUACGUGUUUGCCCUGUACGGUGGAGUUCUGCAUGGUUGUACUUUGACUGUACGGUGCGCGCCGUCAUGCCAGGCAUGCAUGCUUUAGUACGUACCUUUCUUGUCUCUACAUGCGAGUACCUAAUUAUUAUUUCGCUUCACAUUUCUAGCCGAGCUGUACGUAUCUAUUAAUGUACAGGAGCAGCAGCUCUCUCCCGAUGACCAGAUCAGAGUGGUAGGACGAA
Messenger RNA from Sycon ciliatum, 2312 nucleotides. RefSeq names its product lissencephaly-1 homolog A-like. Lineage: Eukaryota; Metazoa; Porifera; Calcarea; Leucosolenida; Sycettidae. The transcript is spliced from 6 exons. Gene Ontology annotation, cellular component: cytoplasmic microtubule; nuclear envelope; kinetochore. The record is from RefSeq and is a predicted model, not a curated record. Gene Ontology annotation, biological process: establishment of mitotic spindle orientation; microtubule organizing center organization; nuclear migration. Bases 155 to 739 code for a protein of 194 amino acids. Gene Ontology annotation, molecular function: microtubule plus-end binding; dynein complex binding.